UCAGCUGAUCCAACAUGGCCGGGGCCCGGGCCGCCCCCGCCCGCCGGGGCUAAGGGCUCGGGCCCGUCCCAGCCCGGGAGCCCCGCGCCGCGGCCCAGAGACGGCUGAGCUGUGGAACUCUGCCGGUGCCGUACCAGCAUGGAGUGCUUCCUUAGGAGCGUGGAAAAAGACCUGAAUAUUGACCACAGGCAGCUCACUGCUGCAGUUGAGGGGACCCAUCUCAUUGCCUUUGUCCCAGUGAAGUGGCUAGUGAGCCUGAAGGAGCGCAGGGUGCUGCCCUCCCUGUGCCCCCGGCCUGAGGGGCUGAGCGAGGUGGAGGUGAGGACUUUCCUUCAGCACUCUGUGCAGAAGCUGCCUGCUGGCUGGACGAGAGUGGAAAUCCAUGCUCUGAGGAAAGAGAGGUUGGCUUAUCCACUGACUCUGCACCACAGUGCGCAGGACGAUCGGGUCGGGCGCUUGGAAACACUCCAUGGGUUUAUGCAGAAUGUUGCUUCCCAGAAUUAUAGAAACUUGUGGCAUAGAGCUCACCGCCUGUAUGUGCAGCCGUGCUGUCACGCUCACACGCCGCCCACGGUGCUGGCCCUGGACAUGCUCAGAGUGGCUCUUCAGAAGAUCUAUGGCUGCCCUUUUCUCCAGGUAGGUAGGAGUGUCCAGUAUGCCUCUCCUGCCAAAGAAGGUUCUACAGCCACAAAGGGGACGUCCUCCUGCCCAAACAUCCUCCGACCAGAAGCUCUUCUGGAGUCAGCCAACAUGCUGUACAUCAUCUAUCCGUAUGUGCAGUAUUGCUUGCACGACAUUGUGACCUUCAGCCCUGCGAAGCUCACCAACAGCCACGCCAAGGUCCUUUUCAUCCUCUUCCAUGUCCUGCAGGCCAUGAGGGCCUGUCACCAAGCGGGGCUGCCAUGUGGUCCCUUCUCCCUUCGUGAUGUGGCAGUUGAUGAGAAGCUGUGCACCCAGCUUAGAAUUAACCUCGGUGAGUACGAGAAGCUGAAGGAGGAAGAGAGGGAUCCGAGAGCUGAUGAAGCACAAAGGGCUGAGGAAAGCAGGGCUGUGGAGUGGACUGGGAAGGAGGCGAAGUGCACAACUUGCCAGGAGGAGCUCAGGGGCCUUGUGCUGGAUUGGGUGCAUGGGCGAGUCAGUAACUUCCACUACCUUAUGCAGCUGAAUCGCCUGUCUGGACGGAGAAUGGGAGACCCCAACUACCACCCGGUUCUCCCCUGGGUGGUGGAUUUCACCACCAAAAACGGCAAGUUCAGAGACCUAAGAAAAUCCAAGUUCCGCCUCAAUAAAGGAGACAAGCAGUUGGACUUCACCUAUGAGAUGACCAAGCAGGCAUUUGCAGCCGGAGGAUCAAGUGGAGAACAGCUCCAUGUGCCCCACCACAUCUCCGACGUCCUCUCAGACAUCACCUACUACGUCUACACUGCCCGGAGGACACCCAAGGCUGUGCUCUGCUGUCAUGUGAGAUCGCAGUGGGAGCCAAAUGAAUAUCCAGCCAGCAUGGAGCGCAUGCAGAGCUGGACUCCAGAUGAGUGUAUCCCUGAGUUCUAUACAGACUCCACCAUCUUUAAAUCCAUUCAUUCUGACAUGCCUGACCUGGAUGUGCCAUCCUGGUGCAGCUCCUAUGAGGAGUUCAUUGAAGUCCAUCGCAAGCUGCUGGAGAGCAGAGAAGUCUCUCAGGAUCUCCACCACUGGAUAGACCUCACUUUUGGCUACAAGCUGCUGGGGAAGGAUGCUGUCAAGGAGAAAAAUGUCUGCCUCCAUCUGGUAGACAACCACACCCAUCUGACCAGCUAUGGAGUGGUGCAGCUCUUUGACCAGCCACAUCCCAGACGCAUGGUGGGACUUGCAUACAUUCCUGCUGAAGCUCCAGUCAUUGCUCGACCUCUCAUCCAGAACGCCAGAGAGACAAUCGUCCUAGAGGAUGUCCAGGCUCAGAUGGGUGAUGGGGUCAAUGGGCUGGUCUUGGAAGCCACACCUUGUGAAACCAGCUGGUCUGGUGAAAAAUCCAUCAGCGGUGAGGAUGAUUUGGAGCAAGGCACUGAAGCUCUGGAUUCCAUUCCUGCAGCUGGCAGAGCCGCCGACCAGCCCUGUCCCUGCACACCUUCAGCUCAGCCCUCCAACCUCCCUGCCUACCCGACAGAAGGCAAAACCUCAAGUGCCCGGCCUAAUCGAAGGAGUAAGCCUGGUGUUGUGGAUCAAGCUGAAAGGGACAAGAUGAAGAUUACGCUUCCUGAGGGUUUUAAUCCUGUCCAGGCCCUGGAGGAGCUGGAAAAACUGGACAACUUCUUGGUUAAAGGCUUAAACAGUGAGAUGGAGCUGAUGGAGCAGCCGCAGGUGGAGCCGCCGCUGGGCCUCUCAGAUCUUUUCCAGAGAGACAUGCAGGCACUGGGAGUUCUGAUAGCUGAGGUGGUGUUUGCACCAAGGGUUCGCACCCUGAAGCCAGAUGCAUCCCUGCUGGAGCGGUUCCUGACCGUUCGGAAUCUUUGCCAGUAUCACCCGAAGGAGAUCCCAGCCCCGCUCCAGCACGUGCUGGAGACUUUGCUGCAGCUGAACAUGCCUGAGGGGAGGCGUCUAAAGAACAAGGUGGCCAAGAACAGAGUCCAGCUUUUUGAGUACAAACCUGUUUCCCAGGGUCUCCCGCCACCCAGCCCCUCGCAGUUCCUUAGCCCUUUCAGCUCAGUUGUUCCCUUCCCUCCAUAUUUCCCAUCUCUGCACAAAUUCAUUUUCACCUACCAGUCAAAGAAAGUGGAGGAUGAGAGUCAGGGCCGUGAGCUCGUUUUCCAGCUGUGGCAGCAGCUGGAGGGGAUCCUCUGUGAAAUCACUCCUGAAGGCUUGGAGAUCCUGCUGCCCUUCAUCUUAUCUCUGAUGUCGGAGGAGAACACUGCAGUCUAUACAGCCUGGUACCUGUUUGAGCCCAUAGCUAAAGCCCUGGGCCCCAAGAAUGCAAACAAGUACCUGCUCAAGCCCUUGAUUGGUGCAUAUGAGAAUCCCUGCUGCCUCCAUGGCCGGUUUUACCUGUACACAGACUGCUUUGUGGCUCAGUUAAUGGUGCGUCUGGGGCUACAGUCCUUCCUCUCUAAUCUGCUGGCUCACAUCCUGCAGAUCCUUGUUGGUGUUGAGAGCUCGCAGGAAGAAAGUAAGUCCCUUCUGGGAACGGCCGAAGAUGAGGAGAGUGGAGGAGGCAGCCCAGUGUCCUGUGCAUUUGGGGAAGAGAUCAAAAUGGAUGUGGAUCACGGUUCCACGGCACUCGACCUUUUGGAUUACACGUCUGGAGUCAGCUUCCACGACCAGGCCUAUCUGCCAGAGACGGAGGAUUUCCAGAGCGGCCUCUAUGUCAGCGAGUCCCUGCAGUCUCAGGAGCAGGAGUUGCUUAGCCUCGGGCGGCUGAGUGACAAGAGCAGCGCCAGUGAAGUGUCGCUGGGAGAGGACAGACCUGCAGAUGGGGACUCCCAGAAGGACAAGAGUAGCCUGAAGUCUGUGGACAGCAGUCAGGAGCUGAAGCAGAGUGAAGACGAGGAGGAGGAGGAAGAGGAGGUGGAGGAGGAGGAGGAGGCCACAGUUGCUACAGAACUUACCCUGUCAGGGGGCACUGGUGCUUCCUUGGAUGCUGCCCUGGCUGAUGACCACAGUGAGCCAGAGGAGGGGGAUGAGCAGGAGCUGCACGACCACUCUGAAGAUAAAGAGCAGACGAUUCUCCUGGACACGGCCUGUAAGAUGGUGAGGUGGCUCUCGGCCAAACUGGGCCCUACUGUGACAUCCCGUUACGUUGCCAGGAACCUGCUCCGUCUCCUCACAUCCUGCUAUGUCGGUCCUACCAGACAGCAGUUUGUACCAAGCAACGAGGAGAACAGUCCCCUGAAUGCCGGAAACAUCUACCAGAAGCGACCAGUGCUGGGGGAUCAGGUGUCCAAGCCGGUCCUGGCCUGUCUCAUGUAUAUGGCAUACCUGUAUGGAGAGCCUGUUCUGACCUAUCAGUACCUGCCCUACAUCAGCUACCUGGUUGCCCCUAGCAGUGGGGUUGGCUCUGGCCGGCUAAACAGCAGGAAGGAGGCUGGGCUGCUGGCAGCUGUGACUCUGACCCAGAAGAUAAUCGUGUGCCUUUCAGACACCACCCUGAUGGACAUUCUCCCCAAGAUCAGCCAGGAGGUCCUGCUCCCAGUACUGGGCUUCCUGACCUCACCUACCAUUGGUUUCCCUAGUGGUGCCCAGGCCCGCAUUGUCCUGUGUGUUAAGACCAUCAGUUUAAUUGCCCUGAUCUGCCUGCGGAUUGGGCAGGAGAUGGUGCAGCAGCACUUGAGUGACACCGUAGGAACCUUCUUUGGGGCUUUUUCGCUGCUGCAGGAACUGCAAGAGCAGGGUCUGUCUUCAGAGUCACUGAGCCAUGGUGAGACACCUGAGCUGGAGGUGCCCUUCUCAGAUGGGAGAGUGCUGCCCCUGGACACAGCCAUGCUGGCAGAGUUACAGAAGGUUUUUAGCCCAGAGAUGGCCUACACCACCUAUGUCCCCUUCUCUUGUCUGCUAGGUGAUGUUAUCCGGACGAUUGUCCCUAACCACUCACUGGUUGGGAGACUGGCCAACUUGUACCUGGAGAGCGUGAACCCAAAGAGCCUGCCUCUGGUCAGUCAGGAGCCAGCACCGGGCACAGCCUGCUUGGACCAGGAUGCCCGAGGCAGCGAGCCCAGUUCCAGUCACCAUGAAGACAGUCACUCGGGCACCUUUGGGAGUGUGCUGGUGGGAAACCGCAUUCAAGUCCCUGCGGACACACAGUACGCGAGUUCUGGCUCGCUCUGCUUCAGCCCUAGAGCUGAUGGCUUUUGUCCCUCUUCUGCCAGUGAGGAGAAUGCCCUGAAGCAGGAUCUGCCCCGCAGUUCCCACAUGCUAUGUGGGAACUGGCUGGCCUACUGGCAGUACGAGAUCGGGGUAAGCCAGCACGACCCCCGCUUCCACUUCCACCAGAUCAAACUGCAGAGCUUCUUGGGGCACACGGGGGCCAUCAAGUGUGUGGCACCACUCGGCUGUGAGGACUUCUUCCUGAGUGGCAGCAAAGAUAAAACUGUCCGCCUCUGGCCCCUCUACAACUCUGGGGAUGGCACCAACGAGAUGGAGCCACGGCUCACGUAUGCUCAGCACAAGAAAUCUGUCUUCUACGUGAGCCAGCUGGAGGCCCCGCAGCAGGUGGUGAGCUGCGAUGGUACUGUCCAUGUCUGGGACCAGUUCACAGGUAAACUUCUCCGGACCUUUGAUGCAUUGGACAGCAAAGUUCCCAUCACCGCCGUGACCACCAUGCCCUCUCCCCACAGCAGCAUCUGUGUGGCCAGUGCAGACUCUGUGCUGCGCUUCAUUGACCACAGGAAGCCAGGAUUACAGCACGAGUUCCGCCUGGCCAGUGGCGUGAGCGCUGGGCUCAUCCGCUGCUUGGCUGUCAGUCCCAACGGGCGCAGUGUAAUGGCUGGCUUCUCAUCUGGAUUCAUUGUGCUGUUGGACACCAGGACUGGGCUUAUCUUGAGGGGGUGGCCAGCCCACGAGGGAGACAUCCUGCAGAUAAAGGCUGCAGAGGGCAGUGUGCUAAUCAGCUCAUCUUCUGAUCACUCCCUGACUGUCUGGAAGGAACUGGAGCAGAAGCCUUUGCAUCAGUAUAAAUCUGCUUCUGACCCCAUCCAUGCCUUUGACCUCUACGGCAGUGAAGUGGUGACCGGCACUGUGGCCAACAAGAUUGGCGUCUAUUCCAUGCUGGAGUCGUCGGCCUUCCCUACCAGCACGACCAAGUUGAGCUCAGAGAACUUCCGGGGCACCCUGACCAGCCUGGCUGUGUUGCCCACUAAAUGUCAUCUUCUCCUGGGUUCCGAUAAUGGUGUGAUACGUCUCCUGGCGUAGUGGCCUCCAUGGCCUAUCUGCCUGGUGCCCUGUGCAGUCAGUUCCACUAGCUCUGGUAGUGGCAUUUGAGGGCAAUACCUUCACUCAUGGGGGGAAAGGGGUGAGGUAUUUCUCUGGGAUACAAGAUACAGGGGCGUGGCUGUUCAUGAGUUCGCAGUAAAUCCUCCCCAACCCCUGCCUGCAGUCGAAAAAGCCAUAAUGGAGGAACCUCCACUGCUGCUGGGAGAAAUCCGGGCAUUGCAGGGCAGCAUCACCCCCUGCAAGAGGCCUGGAGCCUUCCACACCGUGUGUGCCUGAUUCCCCCGAGACUGAGCCGCUCUCCAGAGAAAGGCGGACGCUGGGCGUUCUCCCACCUCCCUCCAGCCCAAGAGUGAGAGGAACACAGCCGCUGCCCUCCACACUCCAGCCCAGAAUCGCUGGAAAGUCACAAAGGGGUGGGGCCAGCAGAGCCUGGGAACUGCCUGGUGUUGGGCAUGCUCCCCUAUGGGGUCUGUAGGGCACUGGGCUAUUUGGAAGGUGAGGGCUGAAGGGACACAGUUGGGUUCUUUUUCUCAGUUUGCUUUAUAGUGUGCUGCAGUCCUAUUAACAAUCCCACCCCCGCCAUGGCAUCCAUCUGGGAACCCUUCCCAGCACCACUGUGGCGUCUCACUGAUUCUAGGGCAGGGGCAGGUAGCCGAGCCAGCCAUUUACCCAAGGCAUAACCACCAUCUGUUUGAGGGUGGGAAUGUGCCCACAGAGGGGUGGGGCAGCCCCAGCUGCCAGGGGAGACAGGAACUAGACUUGUCUGGGCGGGGUUCAGACUCCCAGCCAGGCCCUCUGCCCAGAAUCUCUGCAUGCUCCUGGGGGGCUGUACGUUUUUCCCUAGCUCCUGUCCCAGAAGAGGCAGAUCCAUGUUCCCCAGCGCGGGGGAGAGGGGAUUUCUUUUGCGCGCUCUGGAAUGAGGCUGUGUUGGCUGCUCCUUUCGAAGGAGGGGCCCAUCUGAGCUGGGGGGAGUUCAGGCUCGCCAGGGAGGGCAGCUUGAGCCCCUCUUUGCUGUCCUACCUCACGCUCUACCUGACAGGGUUAGGGCAGUGAGGGGCAGGACCCAGCAUGCCUUGCACCUACAAAGUGCUGCCCUCUGCCCCUAGACUCCACCUCCUGCCAGAGACCGCGGCUAGAACAGCCCUCUCCAGGCAGCAGUGCCUGAGGGGAAGAGGGCGUUCCCUGGGCCCAUCAGUGAGGGUAGCUGCCUGUCCAUACCCCCCUGCCCCCGGUUUCGGUCUGCUGUAGGCUCCCUCUCGGUCUCUUGAGCUACUCUGAGCCUUUGCAGAAUGGUGCUGAGGGGGUGGGAGCCUGACAAGAGGGGCCUGGCCUGAGAUCAACACUCAGCCUGGUGGAGGUGGAGGGGAGGCAAGGCGACUGGGCAACUCCUGCUGGCUGUGGGUGGAGCUUAGGGACUGUGGGGAAGGGCUGUCAUCCUGCCCAGGUGGGAGGCCCAGGGCUACCCACUGCUGGGGGGCGUGUCUCUACUUCCC
Messenger RNA from Malaclemys terrapin pileata, 7391 nucleotides. RefSeq names its product WD repeat domain 81 (gene WDR81). The coding region runs from base 139 to 5877 and encodes 1912 amino acids. Gene Ontology annotation, biological process: aggrephagy. The transcript is spliced from 11 exons. Gene Ontology annotation, cellular component: mitochondrion. Gene Ontology annotation, molecular function: protein binding; phosphatidylinositol 3-kinase regulator activity. The record is from RefSeq and is a predicted model, not a curated record. Lineage: Eukaryota; Metazoa; Chordata; Testudines; Emydidae.